Messenger RNA from Paramecium tetraurelia, 1077 nucleotides. RefSeq lists its product as uncharacterized. The record is from RefSeq and is a predicted model, not a curated record. The transcript has 6 exons. Gene Ontology annotation, cellular component: nucleus. Gene Ontology annotation, molecular function: protein binding. NCBI's taxonomy places the organism in Eukaryota, Ciliophora, Oligohymenophorea, Peniculida, Parameciidae.
AUGAGCAACGCCAAUCAAUAUACGGAAAAUGCUCUUCUUUAAGAGCAAGGCACGGUUGGGAAUGCCAACCAAAACCAAAUGCAAUAAGAGAAUCAAAAUCAAAUAUACACUUUCAAAGCUCCUUGGCCAAUCUAUGCUAUGGGAUUUCAAUCAAAACCUACGCCGCAAUCUCGUAUAGCUAUAGGAAGUAUGAUUGAAGAUGUUCAGAAUGAAGUUUACAUCUUGCAAUUAGACAAAGAAUAAGAAUCCUUUUUCAAGAAGGCUAAAUUCAAUCAUAGAUAUGCUCCCACAAAAGUAUUAUGGAUUCCUGAUGUUGAAGGAAAGUAUCCAGAUCUCCUAGCCACCAGCGGAGAAAAUCUGAAGGUUUGGGAGUAUGAUGAUUAAAAUGCACAAGUGAAGAUCAAGUGGGACUUAAAGAAUACAAGUGACUUCAAUGCACCCUUAACUUCAUUUGAUUGGAGUUGUAAAUAGUAGAAUUAUAUUGGAACUGCUUCAAUAGAUACUACUUGUACUUUAUGGGAGAUAGAAAAAUAGACUGUCUUUACUUAGUUAAUAGCACACGAUAAAGAAGUCUAUGAUAUUUGUUUCAGUGUAGAUCAUCAAAUCUUUGCUUCUGUGGGUGCAGAUGGCAGUUGCAGACAAUUCGACUUGAGAGCUUUAGAUCAUUCUACAGUUUUGUUUGAAACUGAAAAUAAUAAUCCCAUAGUUAGAUUGGCGUGGAAUAAAAUGGAUACGAAUUAUCUAGCAAUAAUUGAGAUGGAUGUUAAUUAUGUAACGCUAUUGGAUACGAGACAACCACUUUUACCAUUAGCCAAACUAAAGAAUCAUAAAGACUUUGUUAAUGCAAUAGCAUGGGCACCUGAAUCAACAACUCAUCUUUGUAGUGUAUCUGAUGAUUUUUCAGCUUUGAUUUGGGACUUUUCAGAAUUGCAGAAUAAACAAAAUGACCUUAACUCUAUUGAUCCCUUAUUAGAAUAUAAAGCAGAAAACGAAAUAAGUAAUUUGUCAUGGUCCUUAACUAAAGUAGACUAAGUGAGCAUUUGCUAUAAUAAAUCGUGUUAAAUUUUAAAUGUUUGA